Scedosporium apiospermum is the source of this 498-nucleotide messenger RNA. RefSeq lists its product as uncharacterized. Lineage: Eukaryota; Fungi; Ascomycota; Sordariomycetes; Microascales; Microascaceae. Gene Ontology annotation, molecular function: DNA binding; cyanate hydratase activity. The transcript is spliced from 3 exons. The record is from RefSeq and is a predicted model, not a curated record. Bases 1 to 498 code for a protein of 165 amino acids.
AUGUCCGCCGAAGAAACCCGCAUCGCCAUCCCCAAUUCCGUCCUCCUCGCCGGUCUUCCCCCUCACUGCUCCCUCCUCUUCUCCGCCAAAGCCGCCAAGGCCCUCACCUUCGCCGACCUCGCCACCCGCCUCAACCGCUCCGAAGUCUCCAUCGCCGCCCUCUUCUACGGCCAGCUCCCCGCCUCCCCCGCCGACGUCGACGCCCUCUCCGCCGCCCUCGACAUUCCCCGCGACACGCUGCUGCAGUCGGGCGUCACGGGCUUCCCCGACAGGGGCCGCGUGGCGCCCAUGCCGCCCUCCGAACCGUUCGUGUAUAGGCUUUACGAGAUUGUGAGGAAUUACGGCUACGCUUUCAAGGCUGUCGUGAAUGAAAAGUUUGGCGAUGGCAUUAUGAGCGCGAUUGCGUUUUCGAGCAAGGUGGAGAAGGAGGAGGAUGAGAAUGGGACUUGGGUUGUUAUUACGCUGAGGGGGAAGUGGCUUCCUUUCAGCAGGUGGUAA